GCCUGCCACUGCCUGACUGAACCUGACCUCAACUCCGCUCCAGGCCAGGGCCUUUGGCAUAGUCCUCUACUUUGCUUUUUCAGUCUCAGCUCACCUCCAGCACUCGCCAGCACCGCAACACCCAGAUGUUGAGCGGUCGUCUCGGAGCUUCCGGCAUCGACACCCUCCAGGCCCGGGUACCACGGCGUGGUACAACCAUCCAUCGCCAUGGCGACCGCGAUACCACCGCACCCGACCUCGCAGACCAUCAACGCGCUGCUCGUGAAGCUCGGAGAUGCCGACCCAGACUUCAGGUUCAUGUCGCUGAACGACAUCCUCACCGUCCUGGACAUCGGCAAACCCGACAUUCUGCACAACGACUACAACGUAGCCGCGCGCACCGUUGAUCACCUGGUUAGGGCACUGGAUGACCAGAACGGCGAGGUGCAGAAUCUAGCAAUCAAAUGUCUUGGUCCGCUCGUCGUCAAGCUGCCGACCCAGGCGAUCGGCCCUCUGAUCGAGAAGCUCUCGACUAUGAAGCCUAAGAACUCGGUCGACAACACGGUCCCAUCGCUGGCCAUCCGAGCCGUUAUUGCCGCGCUCCCACGGCCAACCCCCGGAGUCACCUCCGGGUUCGAUAAGAGUGUAGUAGAUGCCUAUAACCCAAUCAGCCGCGUCUUGAUCCCUCGCCUCCUCGGCAAGUCGACCCAGACGCCGAAGGCUCCCGCAGCCAACCUCCGACUUCCCCCCUUUGGCGAGGGACUCCUUGACCCCAACGCCAUGAAUCCCGAGGCCGUCGACGUGCUGAUCGAGCUUGUCCACUGCUUCGGUCCCAUGCUGGCAUCAUACGAGGUCGAGGCACUCCACGAAGGCGUAGUCACUCUGCUGGACAAUGACGUACCCAGCUUCACUGUCAAGAAGCGGGCCGUCGUCGCCAUCUCCAUCCUUGCUGUCUACGCGCCCGACACGGUCCUCGACAGCUUUGUUCAGCGGGCUGUCUCGAUUUUGGGCAGCCAGGAAGCGGCAAGGACGACACGGCGACUGUAUAUUACCAUUCUCGGCUCUAUGGCGCGCUCAAUUCCCCAUCGAUUUGGCCGUCAUUUGCCAGUCGUGGCGCCCUUCAUCCUGUCCACCCUCGGGGAGGACGAGCUCCAGGAACAUCUCGAGCUUGUUGGCGAGGGCACGGAUGUCGGGACCGAGUUCAACGACAUCAGGGAGGCGUCUCUUGUGGCGCUCGAGUCGUUCCUGUCCGCUUGCCCCGUGGAGAUGCGAUCCUUCACCGAAGACUGCCUCAGCUCCACCCUGCGGUAUAUCAAGUACGAUCCCAACUACGCAUCAAACGACGACGACGAUGACGAAAUGGGCGAUGAAGACGACGAAGACGACGGCAUGGAUGGUCUGGAGGACGACGAUGAAUUUGACACCGACUAUGGCUUCGAAGACGACGACGAUGCGAGCUGGAAGGUGAGGCGCUGCGCCGCCAAGGUCAUCUACACCCUGAUUGCCACUCGGAGUAAUGGGGAUCUGUUGGAUAACGGCGUCCUCUACAAGGCCGCCGCCUCCCUCGUUAAGCGGUUUGACGAGCGUGAGGAGAAUGUUCGGCUGGAGGUCAUCUCGGCUCUCGCUUUGCUUGUGCGCAAGACGGGCGAAGGCCAUAUCCCCGAGUUCUCCCUCGACAGCAGUCAGAAUGACUAUAUUAGCCAACUUCCAAUGAGCCGCAAGCGUCGCCGACAGAGCAGCGGUGGGGGCGCCGCAGCCAUUGCCAUUUCCGCAGGCUCGGCGGCGGCACUGUCUGGCACUGGCCUCACUUCGCCAAUCCUGGAGAAGGUGCCGGCCUCGGGCCCUCGCGCAGACCUCGCCAAGCUGACACCCGCAAUAGUGAAGUCGGGCACCAAGCUUCUGAAAGGAAAGCUUCUCUCAACUAAACAGGCUGUCAUAAACCUGUUUGACGAUAUAAUCAAAGUGCAAAGCGGUGGCUUGUCAGGAUACCUCGACCAGAUCAUGGGCCCCAUCAUCGAAGCAGUCAAGCCCUCCACGCCAUCGGGCACGUCGGCUGGCCUGCUGACCACUGGAGGCAACGCUUCGGCAACACCCGUGACCCUCCGCGUCGCUGCCCUCAGGCUCGUUAGCGACAUUGCCAAGACACACUCGUCGCAGCUUCUCCAGCCAUAUCUCACAAGGAUAGUUACAUGCGUUGUGGCAGUGGUCAAGGACCGUUUCUACAAGAUCUCGGCGGAGGCGAUCCAGACGGCGGAAGAAAUUGUUAAGGCCAUCACCCCACCCCGUUCACUCAAAACGGCUGGCAAGUUCAAGGGGGAACUCCGCAAGCUCUACGAUAUCAUUAUCGACCGCAUGGUCGCAAAUGACGCAGACACCGAGGUCAGGCAAAAGGCGAUCCACGCUCUGGGAACUCUGCUGUCCCGAACAUCGGCCGAAGGCGCAGACCUACUGCCAGUUAGCGAGCGCGCCGCCGCCCUCAAGUAUCUUCUGGAGCGCCUCAAGAACGAGACCACUCGACUGUCGGCGGUUCGCGCCAUCGACGGCGUAGCUGCAUCGGCCUCAAAAGACGUGCAGUUUGAACCCGAAUGGACACAAGAGGUCGUUGUUGAGCUGUCGUCGCAGCUUCGCAAGUCCAACCGUGCCCUGAGAGGAUCUAGCAUCCAGGCCUUGAGCCAUCUGACGCACUCCGAAUCUGCCCGCGCCCAUCUCGGCGACGAGACGAUAACGGCCCUCGUCAGCCACCUUCAGCCGGUCAUCACAAACAACGACGCCCACUUGCUGAGCCCUGCUCUUCACAUUCUCGCAGAUCUUGUGCGGAGAAACCCGCAGCUGGUUAUUACACCGCAGACGAUCACCGCUAUAUGCGAGUUGCUUCAAUCGACAAUAGCGGCCUCUGUCUUGGAUCCCCUCCUGAGCCUGGUGACUUCGGUGGGGCAGAGCGGGGUGGGCGGCCCAUUGAUGGCAGGAAUCCUCAAGAAUGUCGGCAUUGGCGGAGACCCAGUGGUUGUCGGAAAGGUCAUUGGAAAUCUCCUGGUCGCAAGUGGUGACUCUGCUGGCGUCACGCUGGACAGCUUCGUUUCCGAGGUGCAGACGUCAAGUGAGGACCAGGCGAGAGCAAGCCUCGCGCUUGCGGUUCUUGGAGAGGCGGGCCUGCGUCUCGGAGCCCGCUCGCCGCUCACGCCAGACAUCUUCCUGAAGCAGUUUGGAAAAGAUUUCGACAAGGUCUCUAUUUCGGCCGCUGUCGCGCUCGGCCGAGCCGGCGCCGGCGACGUUGCCCAGUAUCUCCCAGUCAUCCUGCGGGGCAUUGAAGGCGAUGGACCCCAGCAGUACCUUCUGCUGCAGUCUGUCAAGGAAAUCCUGCAGCAGGUUUCCGUCUCGCAGGCCGACAUCGGCAGCUAUCUGCCCGAGAUUUGGAAUCAUCUGCUUGGUGCGUCUAAAGUCGAAGACAACAAGGCCGUCUCCGCAGAAUGCAUUGGGCGGCUGGCCAUUAUCGCGCCACAAGAAUAUGUUCCUAAGCUGCAGAGCCUGCUGCAGGACAGCUCAUCUGAUCUGCGAGCCAUUGCAGUUCAGUCAUUGCGUUACACGCUACCUGAAAGCGGAGAUGUCUUCGACGCGAUCAUCAAGGAGCAUCUGGUGGAUAUGCUCGUGCUGGUGCUUCAGGACAAAGAGCUUGAAAUUCGCCGCCUAUCCAUGACGGCACUGAACUCUGCCGCACACAACAAGCCGGACCUUAUUCUUGCGCAGCUUGGCCAGCUCCUGCCGUAUGUGAUCAACGAGUCGGUGAAGAACAAGAACCUAGUCCGAGAGGUCCAAAUGGGCCCGUUCAGGCAUACCGUGGACGAUGGCCUCGAGGUUCGCAAGAGCGCGUACGAGACUCUGUACGCCCUCAUGGAGACGGCAUUCCUCCGCCUCGACGUCAUUCAGCUUUACGACCGAAUCAUCGACGGCCUGAGCGACGACAACGAUAUUCGAGCAUUGUGCAAUCUCAUGGUGUCCAAGCUCGUCUUCCUUGCCCCCGAGGAGACGACGAGGCGGCUCGACAGCAUUGCAGCGGCUUUCCGCCACACCAUGGCCACCAAGCUCAAGGACAACGCUGUCAAGCAGGAGAUCGAGAAGCAGAAUGAGGCGAACAAGAGCGUACUUCGUGUCAGUCUCUUGCUCGGGGAGAAGCUCCCGGCUAGCCUCGCCAGUGUAUCCGGGGUCGGGGCACCAGGUACCCCCGGCGUUGUCAGCACAGUGUGGAACGCGUACUGGGACUCGCUCAACAAGGAUCACAAGGCGGUUCUCAAGGAGCUGAGAGAGGAGAACUUGACGUUCAAAGAGAUGGGCGGCCAGGCGAGUCUCAUCUAGUGCGUCUUGAUUUAAAUCUUGCGCGAUGCUCGGUAGGACUAGGUGUUGGGGGGUUGUUUUGGGCGAACUGGAUCUUGAUCUUUGAAGACAGCGAGAAUAUUCCCGUAUCCACCUGGUUGGUGGGUUGUCCAUACAGAAAUGACGCAAGAAAAUGAGAAGGAUUCGGAGUAGGAGAAUUUAAUAUUCAGUACUCGCGUCGCAUUCGUUGGCUUGCUUUGCUUCGAAUGUGAUCUAGCUGGGGGCUGUUUACGGAAGUGUUUCUCGAGGGACUGUGGGAUGGUUGCUGCUGACUUUAGCCAAGGGAAGGCAGGGUGUCGGUACUUGAUUGCGGGCUCAUGCGUUCAAGCCCGUACCUUUUUGGACUUGUCUAUGGCGAGAACCGCAGGCGGGCGCGCCGAACCGGUCCUUGGCAAGGCUCUGGGUUGGAAAAGACCAGAUAGUGGUGGACAGCCAGCGGGAAAAAAACCGGCAACGUUUGGAGGUGGACGGAGGAGGAACGGAGAGCAGUACAUGGAUGUUUGUCGCCGAGGGGGCCAUGGAACGGGUGGCAUGCGCUAAAAUCACAAAAAUUACAUUUAUGGAAUCCUGAAUAUGGCAGCAGUGGCUGGGACGAUAGUAUUGAGGGAGGGAGAGAGAGAGGGACGAGUGAGGCUUAGGACAAGGGGAGGAAAGAAUAUGAUUAAAUAAAAAGCAACACGAAGGCGGUGUAGUAUUUCCCA
Molecule: messenger RNA, 5048 nt
Organism: Gaeumannomyces tritici R3-111a-1
Lineage: Eukaryota; Fungi; Ascomycota; Sordariomycetes; Magnaporthales; Magnaporthaceae
Product: Cullin-associated NEDD8-dissociated protein 2
Exons: 4
Coding region: 208-4329 (1373 amino acids)
Biological process (GO): protein ubiquitination; SCF complex assembly
Cellular component (GO): nucleus
Source: RefSeq, a predicted model, not a curated record